Messenger RNA from Ostrinia furnacalis (Asian corn borer), 3622 nucleotides. It is a transcript of the gene Mybbp1A, whose product is annotated as MYB binding protein 1a. Gene Ontology annotation, cellular component: nucleolus. Gene Ontology annotation, biological process: regulation of DNA-templated transcription. The record is from RefSeq and is a predicted model, not a curated record. Gene Ontology annotation, molecular function: sequence-specific DNA binding; transcription corepressor activity; RNA binding. The transcript is spliced from 6 exons. Lineage: Eukaryota; Metazoa; Arthropoda; Insecta; Lepidoptera; Crambidae. Bases 110 to 3559 code for a protein of 1149 amino acids.
CUGUCAAGCUGUCAAAUAAACGUGGUGAUUUGGUGGACUCACACAUGGGAAUUUUUGAAUUCUUAAGAAAGUAAUGUGAAAUUGCCAUAAGUAGAAUUGUGUAAACAUUAUGGAGAUAAAAAUGGUAGAAGAGGAUCCUGCUCCUGCUGAGGAGAACCAUCACAAGAACUUAAAAGUGACUUCGUCGGUCUUGGAUGCUUUUGAUUUACUAAGAGCGGAAAGAGUUGAACUAAAACUUACUGGUGGUGCUAGAAUAAUAACACAGCUAUAUAGCAAUGAGGAUGACAAAGACUUUCGUUAUGUGUUGAAACGUUUGGUGCGGAGCUUAGGAGCUAACGUGCCAGCUAUGCGAACAGGAUACUUUGCAACACUAGUCACACUUUUAUCUAAAAUUGAUAAUGUAACUGUUUCUGAACUGUUGCAACUAGUUAAGAAGGAGUUGCAUGCUGGGAAUGCAUCAAAAAGUGAAGUUGGAGAUGUAGCGCUUGGUCAGAUCUUAGUCUGUGGAGCUAUAUUUCGGUCUGGUCUCAUGAUGAGCACCUCAGAAGAUGAGCAGAAGGAGGUAAUUACCCUGCUCCUGACGGCCAGCCAAAAGAAGUCAUACCUUGGCACAAUUGCCUACCUGAUGCUACUAGACUUUGUGAAAAAUCUGUCUGAAGAACAGUUCUCAUCAGUUGUAUGGUCAAGUCUUAAAGUUGACUUAAAAAAAGAUAUAAAAGAUCAUACAUUGGAUUCCCUGUACUUCCUCUUAGUCGUCAGCAAGAAGUUCCCAAAUAAAGUGAAGUUGAGAAAACUUUUAGGAGUGCCAGAACUGCUAUGUGAGGACACUAUUCCUGAUAUUUGUGAAAAACUUAUGGCCAAAAUUGAUUACAACACUGUUACCCAUCCAAUUUAUCAUGAAAUUGGUGUACAAAUAUCUAAUUCGCCCCAUUUGAAACUGUUCUGGGCUUCAGGCAUUGACGGUCAACUCACAAAACACAAUCGGAACAGAGAAUUGGUUGCUUUAAACAUUCUUAAUGAUAUACUUCACAAUCUGACAGAUAAUGUAGAAGUCAUACCAGACCUCAUCAGCAACAACUUUUUCAAAUUAUUCAUGGAUUGGUUCAAAGGACUUCAAACAGCCAGCAAAAUAAGGUUCAAGAGAGAUGAUGAAGAUGAUCACAAGAUCAUGAUAAAAAAAGAAAAGGAAGUGCUUCAAACUUUAGCAAAGUGUAUGAAAUCUGAAAAGAUUACAGAUCAAAUAAGAGUAGAAACCCUAAAGAAACUUUUAUUUAACCCAGGAGAGAUGAACUUUACAGAAGCUACUGGCACAAGCCUUGUCAAAGCCAUAAUUUCAGAUUUAGAAAAAGAUGGAACUAAAAAACUAGCAAAAUCAUUCAAAGGUGUCCUAUUAAACACUACAAAAAAAACUGUAAAGGAGGGUGUUGAAAGAAACUGGUACAAUAACGAAAGGCAGAAGGCAGCUGAGUUAUUGUCCUAUUUGGUUACCCAGGACUCUGUAAAAGAUGAUGUAGAAUUCAAACUAACUUACAUGAAGUUAUUAAUGUGUUUCGGCUUUUUCAAAAUUGGUGGAGAUGAAAAUGCUGCUAUCAGUUCUGAACUUUCAGGUGCAAUCAAGAUAUCUUUCUACCGAUGUUUUGGAUCGCGUUUUACAAAUGUCGAUGAUCUGCUAUACGUACUGUCUUCACUGUGUAGUUUUAUAAUCUCAAGUUUACAAAAAGAACAGAUCCGUGCAAAGUUAGAAAAACAAUUCCCAAAAGAAAGUAUGGAGUGUUGGGAAAUGGUUAUUAAUAUCUGCCAGAAUAUAGAAAAAAAAGAUCAAAAAUCUAAAGUAGAUAAAGUUUUCCUCAUUUUGUUAUAUCAACUUGGCUUGUUUUUGUUCUCUGAACCUACUCACAUGAAAGCUGCCAGGAGUUCAAUAAAAGAAUUGAAAAGUUGCUAUGAACAUUAUACUAAAGACAAAAAAAAGAAACCUCAGAAAUUAAAAGAAAAUGAAGUGCCUGAUGAACCAGAAUGGUUAGAAGUAUUGGUAGAAGUUCUCUUAUCCAUUUUAUCUGUGGAAUCAAGUGUUUUACGGUCUAUUGUACAAUGUGUAUUCAGACUGCUUUGGGAAUUCCUAACUCCGACGACAAUCGGUCAAAUUGUAUCGGUUCUAGAUCCGGAAAGUGAGUCAAACCCACUGGCCAAUGGUGUGGACUCCGAUGAUGAGGACGAGGAGGGCGAUUCAGAUAAGGAAGGUGACGAUGAUGAAGAAAGUGAUGAUGACGAUGAUGAAGCUAAAAAGAAAAGUAAUGAAGAAAGUGGCGAGAGCGAUUCAGAAGAAGAGGAGGAUGACGAAAUGACUAUACCUGAUCAACUCAGAAUGGCAGUGCAGAAAGCACUGGGCGGUGCCGCCAAUGAAAGCGACGCUGAAAGCGUUGACGCUGACAUGAUUGACGAGGAGGAAGGCAAACAACUUGACGAAGCUCUAGCUGAAGCAUUCAAACAGUUUGGCCAAGGCAAAGGAAAGAAAAACAAGAAAGAACGAAAAGAUAAAAAGGCCCUGUCUGACUUCAGAAUUAGGGUUCUUGAUCUUUUGAAUAUUUACUUAGAAAAAGAUCCAUCUAUGGACAUUUGUUUGUCUAUGAUUGCGCCCCUGACCAGGUGCUUGGAAUUUUGUAUACAGGAUAAUCAGUUCAGUGAACUGGAAAACAGGGUUCGGAAAACUAUCAAAACUCUGACUAAGGUCCGGAAAUUCUCAUCUUCUGAAGGGAUCACCAUGGAUAUCUUAUGUGAGUAUUUAAAGGCGACGAUAGAUAAAGGCGACAGGUCGCAUUUUAUGUUUCAAGCUGUUGGUGAUGUUAUCACAUUUUUUGCUACAUUUAUUAUUAAUUGUUCACAAAAAAUUGGUGUUAAGAAUCCUAAAUCUCCUAAAAAGAAAAAAGCACCGUCGCCUUUAGUAGAGAUCUUAAAGGAAGCUAUGCAGAAUUAUUUCCAGAAUCGGAGUUGUUUACUUCCUAUCAUAUUUUUCCACAAUAUAUUGCAAAUGGAUUGGGAGGGAAAUUUUGAGAUUGUGCCAAUCAUAACAGAAAAUAUUUUCAACAGCGAAGUUAGGCAAUUCCGUCGUAAUGAAGGCAUAGAAUUGAUGGCAGGAUUUUAUAGGUCACUGAAACGAAACAAACCGACAUCGGAACAAGUCCUAAGCAAAUUGUCUGAGUUAGAGAAGAAUUUUGAAAAUACUUUAACCAUUAAAUUAAAAGGAAAAACGUUAUUUGACAUAAAAAAUAAUUUCUUUAUUGCUUUAAAGAAAUUGAUAAACAUAAUUAAAUCGUUUCACGAAAGUACAAAUAUUAACAGCGAAAUUAACUUUGAUUCACUGUUUGACAUAGUGAGUUCCUGUAAAGGCACAGCAGUUAAGGUCAAGUUGAACCAAGAUCAACACAAUCAUAAUGGUGUUCAAAAACAGCAGGGUAAAAAAAAGAAAAAGAAAAAUAAGCGCAAAAUAGAAAAAGUAAAUGGACACAGUGAACCUAAAACGAAAAAAGUUAAAACUGAUUCUGAGGAAUGUGAUGCAGAUUAAUGUUACAUAGUAUAAGUUGAUUACCUUCUAAGACCCAGACUUUAAAUAAAUAAUAGUCACUUA